Nematolebias whitei (Rio pearlfish) is the source of this 13506-nucleotide messenger RNA. RefSeq names its product dynein axonemal heavy chain 10 (gene dnah10). Lineage: Eukaryota; Metazoa; Chordata; Actinopteri; Cyprinodontiformes; Rivulidae. The coding region runs from base 1 to 13506 and encodes 4501 amino acids. The record is from RefSeq and is a predicted model, not a curated record. Gene Ontology annotation, molecular function: ATP binding; dynein light intermediate chain binding; dynein intermediate chain binding. Gene Ontology annotation, cellular component: dynein complex. Gene Ontology annotation, biological process: microtubule-based movement. The transcript is spliced from 77 exons.
AUGGUACACGACGAUUUGCGUGUGGAAUGGAUCCGACAGAAGGUAACUGCGCUUUUUAAUUUGGCUAAAAAGUAUCCUAAGUGCUUCGACGAACUUCUCAGCCGGGACGAUGGAAGAGAAGAGGAGAAAAUUAUCCGUUUUUUGAACGUUAUCUCUGAGGAGGACUCCCAUUCAAGUCUUUUGUUUUUCAAAACAAUUAGAGAGGAAGAAACGGAAGUUGAAGUUCCUCUCAGUAAGCAUCCUGAGCAGAAGUCUGAAACAGAGCUCAACUCCGUCAAAGUGACACAUGAGAUAAGUCAAAUUAAAGUGGUGUACCACGCUGAGCUUCAUAUCUCAGUAAACCAAUACCCAGAGAGAUUUGUGAAAUCCCGGGCCAUCUACUUUCUCAGAAACACCAAAGAGACUGUUGUUCAACCACUGGACAUGAAAGAGGCCCAUGUCAUAAUGCCUAGGCUUUUUAACCUUGGCCUGCAGAGUGGAAACCCCCUUCAGGCGCUGCAGAACAAACUAGUCCACGCCUAUAUACCCAUGUUCACUGCCCAGCACAUGGCAGCAACAGGAGCUGACAGUCACCACAAGAAGAGAUCUCCUCAGGAAAAGAUCAACAAAGACAGUAAAAAGGAAAAGCAGAAAAAGCCAUGGGGGCAGGUUAUGAUUCGCGAUGAGUUGCUAAACAGGACACACAAAUUUUUGGGAGUGGUCAACGCAACUAUUCAUCAGCUUCAAUUAGAAGAUGAGAUUGUACUUCAAAUCCCUGAUCUGGACCUGAAGCCAAAGGUGGAUGUGCUGCUUAAUAAUCCUGAAACGUUGGAGAAGUUGGAGCAGUGUGUGAUGAACUGGCAGACUCAGAUUACUAUAGUCAUUGAGGAACAACAAAGCAAAAAGCCACAGGCACCUGGGCCAAUGGCAGAGAUCGAACUUUGGCAGGAGCGUGCUUCUGUUUUCAGCACCCUGCUUGAUCAGCUCAAAGAGUCUGUGGUUGAGAAGAUCUUGGAAGUGAUGACCAAAACAAAUGCAGGCAUUGUUCACACCCUCAAUGGAACUAUUGCUGAAUUAACUAAAUACCAUUUAGAGUCAGAUGAAAUUGCACGCUUACUUAAGACAUUGGAAAGGCACUUUAUGAAUCUGGCCACUGGAGCAAAUUUUGCCAUCAUGCUGGAGACCAUCCCUCAUAUGAUGGAGAGCUUGCAGCUCGUGUGGAUGUUCUCUUGCCACUACAACUCAGAUGAGCGUAUGGUGCCUCUAAUGGAGCGCAUUGCCUGGCAGCUGUGUGAAAGAGUGGCUCAAGGGAUAGAUGUCCACAAGCUAUUCAAGGAAAAUAGGGAAGAGGCCAAAUCCCUGGUGUUCGAGGCUAAGCAGGCUCUUGAGCAGUGGAAGUUGUCCUACUUUGAGAUACGUGCAGAAUUAGAAAAUUUAGGCAGAGCUCCUCGCUGGGAGUUUGAUUGUAAAAGACUGUUUGAGAGGAGUGAUUACAUGGCUUCUGUCUGCCAGGAUCUAUGCACCGUGUUUCAGGUGCAGGAGGAACUCAACAACAUUUUAGGCCCAGAGCUGAAAGGUACGAAAGACCUGAAUGAAGUGGUAAACAAAGUGGAUGGUCUGGUUUUACCCAUUCAGGAGGUCAGCUUUAAUCCAUUCAGCAUCUUAAAAAAGACUAAUUGGAGAAUGAUCCUCCAAGAUUUCAACACAAACAUGAAGGCUGUUGAGGGAGAGAUAAUUGAUUUUAUCGACCUGUCUUUUAACAAACUGCAUUCCUUGGCUGCUACCUUUGAAAUGCUACAGAAAUUAAAACAAAUCCCCACUACACAGACCAUCAACAAUCAUUUGAUGACAAAGUUAAAUGACGUCCUUAUCAAGUACUGCAGAGAGGUUGACAGCAUCAAGGAGAUCUUUGAAAAGCAGAAAGACAAACCACCUCUUAAGACCGAGCCUCCUGUGGCAGGAUCAAUCAGAUGGGCCCAGACUCUUUUUUACAACAUUAAACAACCCCUCCUUCCCUUCCUGAAAAUGCCUGAGUUGCAAGAGAAUAAACAAAGUGAAAAGGAUGUGUCAAUACCUGAAGGAAGCCAAAAAAAUGUGCGAUACGUUGUGAACUUUUCUCCAGAAAUCACAGAAAUAAUUUCUGAGACAAACUAUCUUGUUUUACUGGACUACACUGUUCCCCAACUGAUUCAACAUGUAGCUCUACAAGAAGACCAACUCCUCAGGUAUGUAGAUGCUCUGAAAAUACUUGUCAGUCGUUAUCACUCUGUGAUGGACAGCCUGAGUGAGGUGCAUCUUGAUAUGCUGGCACCGCAUAUAGAAAGAGUCAAAAACGAGAUCAAGUUUGGACUCAAAACACUCAGCUGGGGCUCCUUAGGGAUACCUGACUUCAUCAAUCGAGGUGUCAGUGCUGUCUCUACAUUUGAGUCUGUGGUCAAUAAGAUUCACACAAUCGAAAGGGAAAUUGAUUCCAAGUUACAGUCAAUGCUGAUGACCAAUCUACUAAAAUUUCCAGUAUCUGAUAAUUCAAGUGACUUACCAGGUGUCAGGGGUUUCUGUGCACACAUUGAGGAAGAGCAGGCCAAGACUUUGGAUUUUCUUAUGAAAAAAUAUGCUGACAUAAGUUGCUUAAUCAUAAAAACGGAAAAUUUGACCUUGGAAACCAGCAGUGGUAAAGCCAAGUGCAUGGCAUCGUACUACGCAUACUGGGAACGCAAAGUGUUUGAUUCCCUUCUAAAGAUGGUGCAGAGGAGCAUUCAGACGUUCAACAUGGCACUGAUGGGAAGUACUGCUCUUUUCCAAAUUGAUGCCAUUUUGUCUGCCCCCAAGAUUGUGUUACAGCCCCAAAGUAAACAGAUAUACUGGCUGAUCAUGCAGUGCAUUAAAAACUGUAUCGAUAGUACCAAGCACUUUCCACGUUGGAUGCAUGGGACAUGCAUCGAAUGCCCACCACAACAUGUAGAUGGUGAAGAGGAGUUGGUGACAUUCACGUUCUUCAGUGAUGUAUGGCAGCAUCCUCAGAUAAAUGAAAGUGCAUCGGCAGUGUCCAAAAACAUCCAGCAGCUGCUGCUUUCUGUGGAUCAGUACCUUAUCUACUGGAAACGUUAUCGGUCUCUUUGGAGAAUGAACAAAACCAUUGUCAAUGAAAAAUUUGCAUCAAAAAAUCCAUCCUAUGUUUUGUAUGACGACAAGCUACAGUUCUUUGCUAAUAUUAAACAGCAGGUGAUGCAAGAGCCUCUGAGCAGGACGGAGCACUGUAUCCAUCUAAACUUGGAGCCACUGGUUAACACAGUGUGGGAAAUAACGGAGUCCUGGAUCACUUCACUUGGUAGCCUGCUCAAGAAGCCUGCCAGAGAGAAUCUCUUCAACUUGAAAGAUGAACUCAUGCAACUCUCGAAGAAACUGAAGCAGAACCCGGACACCUUUGAGGAGCUAAAGUCUGUCCUUGGAACUAUUUCAGACAUCAGGAACAUGUCUGUCGACGUGGAGUUCAGAUUCAUUGACAUCCAGGAAAGAUACAGAGUCCUGGCCAUGUACAAAUUGGAGGUUGGAGAGGAUGAAAAGGAGUUGGUGGCUACUAUUGGACAGGUGUGGAGUGACCUGUUCGCAGAAUCUAGACAAGUGGAUCAAAGUCUGAGAGAUAUCAAGAUAUCAUUUACUGUGAUUACAAAAGAGACGAUUGAAGACUUUAAGCAAGAUUUGUCCAUCUUUGUUGAAAGUUUCAACAUGCAUGGUCCUGGAGCUGUGGGUGAAGAUUUAGAUAAAGGGCUAAUCAUUAUGGGAAAGUAUGAGGCAGACCUUGCCAAGAUGGUGGCCCAACAACAGGAGCUCACCAAUGCUGAGAAGUUGUUAGAGAUGCCUUUCACUUCAUACUCAGAGGUUGUCAAGAUUCAGAAAGACAUGAGUGGAUUAAGACAAAUUUAUGAUAUUUAUAAAGCUCAGAAGAAUGCAAAAGCAAAGUGGUCUCAGACCUUGUGGGUAGAUUUGGACAUCCAGAUGCUGCAGGAGGGUAUAGAAGGUUUCAUCAAAAGUCUGAGGCAGCUGCCCAAAGAUGUGAGGGCGUUACCCGUGGCUUUUUUUCUAGACGGGAGCAUGAAAGAGUUCAGAGAAUCUCUGCCUCUUCUGCUAGACCUGAAGAAUGAGGCUCUCAGAGACAGGCACUGGAAGGAGCUAAUGGAAAGGACUAACACCAGCUUUGAGAUAAACCCUGAUUACUUUACUCUGGAGAACAUGUUUUCUAUGGAGUUGCACAAAUUUGCAAAUGUCAUUGGCGACAUUGUCACAUCAGCUGUAAAAGAGCUAAGCAUUGAGAAGGCAAUGAAGGGGGUGGCUGAGACCUGGGAGAACAUGAAAUUCAGUAUGCAGCCUUAUUUUAAAGGCAUCCAGGAACAUGGUUUUAUUCUGGGAGCAGUGGAUGAGAUCCUGCUGAACGUGGACAAUGAUAUCAUGAACUUACAGAGCAUGGCGGGCAGUCGUUUUGUUGGACCUUUUUUUGGCGACAUACAAAAGUUGGAAAAAGAUUUGUCUCUCAUCAGUGAGACCAUAGAGAUUUGGUUGAUGGUGCAACGAAAAUGGAUAUACCUGGAAAGCAUCUUCAUUAGUGGGGACAUUCGUUCUCAGUUGCCUAAAGAAGCUAAGAAGUUUGAUAACAUUGACAAGAAGUUUAAAGAAAUAAUAUCUGACACUGUAAGAAGUCCAAAUAUUAAGCGAAGUUGCCUGGUUCGUAACCGGCUAGCAGACCUGCAGGCCUUGAGUAUUGGUUUAGAGAGGUGCCAGAAGAGUCUUAAUGAUUACCUGGACUCCAAACGAAAUGCAUUCCCUCGCUUCUUCUUUAUCUCUGAUGAUGAACUUCUCAGCAUUCUGGGGAGCAGUGACCCUACCUGUGUCCAGGAACACAUGAUCAAGAUGUAUGACAACAUAGCAUCUCUUAGAUUUGAUAUGGAAACCAGUGGGGAGACAGUAGUUAGAGCUAUGAUGUCUGCUGAGGGUGAGGUGAUGGAAUUUAGGAACCCUGUCCCAGUGGAAGGAAGGGUGGAAGAGUGGAUGAUGGGAGUACUAGAGGAGAUGAGGAGGACUAAUAGGCUUAUCACCAAGGAGGCAAUCUUCUACUACUGUGAUAAAAUGAGUAGAGUGGACUGGAUACUGCUGUAUCAGGGCAUGGUAGUACUGGCUGCAAAUCAAGUGUGGUGGACCUGGGAGGUGGAAGAUGUCUUCAAAAAGGUGAAGAAAGGAGAAAAGCAUGCACUUAAGAACUAUGCUGAGAAGAUUCAUCUCCAGAUUGAUGAACUAGUUACACGCAUUACUCAACCUUUGAAGAAAAAUGACAGGCGGAAAAUAAACACAGUGCUUAUCAUUGAUGUCCAUGCAAGAGACAUUGUGGACAACUUUGUUGACAACAGUAUAACGGAUGCACAAGAGUUUGAAUGGGAAAGCCAGCUAAGAUUCUACUGGGUGAAAGAACAUGACAACCUGUUUGUGCGGCAGUGCAGCGCUUCAUUCUCUUACGGUUAUGAAUAUAUGGGACUGAAUGGUCGCUUGGUUAUAACCCCAUUGACAGACCGGAUCUACUUGACCCUUACACAGGCCCUCUCUAUGUAUUUGGGCGGAGCUCCUGCUGGACCAGCUGGUACAGGGAAGACAGAGUCCACCAAAGAUCUGGCUAAGGCUUUAGGUCUGCUGUGUGUGGUUACAAAUUGUGGUGAGGGCAUGGACUACAUGGCUGUUGGCAAGAUCUUCUCUGGCCUUGCCCAGUGUGGAGCUUGGGGCUGCUUUGAUGAGUUCAAUCGAAUUGAUGCCUCAGUGUUGUCAGUUAUUUCUUCACAAAUGCAGACCAUUCGCAACGCUCUCAUUUUACACCUAAAAAGGUUUCAGUUUGAAGGGCAAGAGAUCAACAUGGAUGACCGCAUGGGCAUUUUCAUCACGAUGAAUCCUGGUUAUGCAGGACGUACAGAGCUGCCAGAAUCAGUCAAAGCUCUCUUCAGGCCUGUGGUGGUGAUUGUGCCUGACCUUCAACAAAUUUGUGAGAUUAUGCUCUUCUCAGAGGGCUUCCUAAUGGCCAAGGUGCUGGCAAAGAAGAUGACUGUGCUGUAUAAACUGGCCCGUGAGCAGCUGUCCAAGCAGUCCCACUAUGACUUUGGCCUACGUGCUUUGAAGUCUGUCCUGGUGAUGGCAGGAGAGUUAAAGAGAGGCUCUCCAGACCUCAAUGAGGAUGUAGUGUUGAUGCGUGCGCUCAGAGACAUGAAUCUGCCAAAGUUUGUGUUUGAUGACGUCCCUUUGUUCCUUGGACUCAUCUCAGACCUUUUUCCUGGAUUGGACUGCCCUCGUGUUCGCUAUCCUGAUUUCAAUGAUGCUGUGGAACAGAUACUGCAAGAGAACAAAUAUAUUCUUCUCUCUCACCAGGUGGAUAAAGUUGUGCAGAUAUAUGAGACAAUGAUGACCAGACACACUACUAUGAUUGUUGGCCCAACAAGUGGAGGAAAAUCAGUUGUCAUCAACAUAUUAUGUCAAGCACAGACCAGACUGGGGAUGCAUACUAAGUUAUAUCCUCUGAACCCUAAAGCCAUGAGUGUCGUUGAACUUUAUGGAGUACUUGAUCCAGAUACUCGUGACUGGACUGAUGGGAUUUUAUCCAACAUCUUUCGUGAUAUCAACAAACCUACAGACAAAAAAGAGCGGAGGUAUAUUUUGUUUGAUGGGGACGUGGAUGCCCUUUGGGUGGAGAAUAUGAACUCUGUCAUGGAUGACAACAAGCUUCUCACUCUCGCCAAUGGGGAACGGAUCCGUUUACAGAGUCACUGUGCGCUGCUUUUUGAGGUUGGAGAUCUGCAGUACGCUUCACCUGCUACUGUGUCUCGCUGUGGGAUGGUUUUUGUUGACCCCAAAAACUUGCGAUAUACCCCAUACUGGGCAAGAUGGGUGAACAGCAGACCUGAGCAGGAACAAGAGGUGCUUCACGGACUGUUUGAGAAAUAUGUACACGGAUGUAUUGACAUGAUUGUAGAUGGUAUUGUUGAUGGCAAACAGGGUCAGAAACUGGAGACGGUCGUCCCACAGACAGACCUGAAUAUGGUUACUCAGUUGUGCUUGACACUUGAAGCAUUGCUUGAGGACGACUGCAGCAGCGCUGAUGUCCUGGAAUGUUACUUCCUGGAAGCGCUGUACUGUUCACUGGGAGCCACAUUGUUAGAGAGUAGUAGGACCAAGUUUGAUGAGUUUGUCAAAAGGCUAUCCUGCUUUACCACAGAGUAUGAUGAAAAAGUCCUUGUUGGGCCUGGUGAGAUCCCAGGAUACCUGCCAACUCUGUAUGAUUUCCAUUUUGACGGAACACAGAUGAAGUGGGUUCCUUGGAGUUCUUUGGUCGCCAAAUACAGUCACAGCCCUGAAAUAAAGUUUGCUGAUAUCCUAGUGCCAACCGUUGAUACGACAAGAACUAGUUGGAUCUUGGAGCAGAUGGUAAAAAUACAGAGGCCAGUGUUAUUGGUUGGAGAUUCAGGCACUUCGAAGACCGCCACAAUUAAUAACUUCCUGAAGAAUAUUAAUGCUGACUCAAGAAUUACUUUGACCAUCAACUUCUCAUCCCGAACAACUUCAUUAGACCUGCAGAGAAACCUGGAGGCGAAUGUGGAAAAAAGAACCAAAGAUACUUAUGGGCCUUCUUUGGGGAAGAGACUACUGGUCUUCAUGGAUGAUAUGAACAUGCCAAAGGUGGAUAACUAUGGUACACAACAGCCAAUUGCACUUUUGAAGUUGCUGUUGGACCGGGGAGGCAUAUAUGAUCGAGGAAAGGAGCUAAAAUACAAACUUCUCAAAGACCUUGGCUUUAUUGCUGCUAUGGGAAAGGCAGGAGGUGGAAGGAAUGAGGUGGAUCCACGUUUCAUCUCCCUUUUCAGUGUCUUCAGCAUUCCCUUUCCAACAAUGGACUCUCUCCACCUCAUCUAUGCUUCCAUCAUUAAAGGACACACCAGACUGUUUGAGGAUGCCAUACAGAAAGUUUGUGAUAAAAUCACUUUCUGCACACUGGAACUGUACAAUAACAUCAUCAAAGAGCUUCCACCCACUCCCUCCAAGUUCCACUACAUCUUUAACUUGAGGGACCUGUCAAGAGUCUACAGUGGACUGAUCCUCACUAAACCAGACAGAUUUUUUAAUGUCACCCAGUUUGUGCGGGUGUGGAGAAAUGAGUGCUUGAGAAUCUUCCACGAUAGACUCAUUGACAAAACUGACAAAGCUUUGGUUCAGGGCCACAUAAAAGACCUGAUGGAAGAACAUUUUAAAUCAGACGUGGAGGCGGUGAUGAGAGACCCAAUUCUAUUUGGAGACUACAUGACAGCCCUCAGUGAGUCUGAGCCAAGAGUCUACGAAGACAUCCAAGAUUACGAUGCUUCCAAAGCUGUGUUUCAGGAAAUUCUUGAAGAAUACAAUGAGAUCAAGUCAAGGAUGAACUUAGUGCUGUUUGAUGAUGCUCUGGAACAUCUCACCCGGGUUCACCGCAUCAUUCGCAUCGAUCGUGGACAUGCACUGCUUGUUGGGGUGGCGGGCUCUGGCAAGCAGUCACUUACCAAGCUUGCUGCAUUCACUGCUGGCUGUGAGAUGUUUGAAAUAACUCUCAGCAGAGGAUACAAUGAAUCCAAUUUGCGAGAGGAUUUGAAAACACUGUACCUGAAGCUUGGCAUUGAAAAUAAGAAGACCGUCUUCCUUUUCGCUGAUGUUCAUGUAGCCGAGGAAGGCUUUUUGGAGCUAAUAAACAACAUGCUUACCUCAGGCAUAGUUCCUGCCUUGUUUCCUGAUGAUGAGAAGGAGUCUCUUCUCAAUGAGAUCCGUGAUGAAGCUCUUAAAACAGGAGCAGAUCCUUCCAAAGAGAGUGUGUGGCAAUACUUUGUCAGCAAGUGUGCCAACAAUCUACACAUUGUUUUAGGCAUGUCUCCAGUGGGAGACACCCUCAGGACACGCUGCAGGAACUUCCCAGGACUGAUGAACAACACUGUGAUCGACUGGUUCCUGCCAUGGCCGCCACAGGCAUUACAUGCAGUGGCUCAGUCUUUCCUUGGUGAAAAUUCAAUGAUUCCUGAGGUUCACACCUCAGCAGUCAUAGAUCAUGUUUGCAUGGUUCAUACUUCUGUGGGUGAAUACAGCAAACUAUUCCUGCAAAAGCUUAGACGGUGCAACUAUGUCACUCCAAAGAACUACUUGGACUUUAUUAACACGUAUUCUACCCUUUUGGAGGAGAAGGACAAAUUCAUCCUCGCUCAGUGCAAGCGUUUAGAGGGGGGUUUGGAUAAACUUAAGGAAGCUAGUGAGCAGCUCGCUGAACUGAAUGUGAAGCUUGCAGAUCAGAAGAUUGUCUUAGCUGAAAAGACCACAUCUUGUGAAGCCCUGCUGGAAAACAUUGCUUCUAACACAAACGUUGCUGAGGAAAAAAGGACUCUGGCAGAAGAGAAAGCUAAAGAGAUUGAAGAGCAGAAUAAAGUUAUAGCUGUUGAAAAGGAGGCUGCUGAAAGUGCUCUGGCUGAAGCUCUGCCAGCGUUAAACGCAGCCCGCAUGGCCCUGCGAGACCUAGACAAAUCUGAUGUCACUGAGAUCCGGUCUUUUGCCAAGCCACCCAAGCAGGUGCGAGUUGUUUGUGAGUGUGUCUUGGUGCUGCGUGGCUACAAAGAAAUUAGCUGGCUAUCAGCCAAAGGAAUGAUGUCGGAGGCAAACUUUUUACGUUCCUUAAUGGAGAUGGACUGCGAUUCUAUCAGUAACACUCAGGUCAGAACUGCCAAAGGCUUUCUAAAGAGCCUGCAAACAAGCUUUGAGGAAAUGCAAACCAUCAGCAAAGCUGGUUCAGGAAUGCUUAAAUUUGUCGAGGCAACCAUAGAGUACUGCGAUGUUGCCAGAGAAAUAAAACCCAAAAGAGAAAAGGUGGCACGUCUAGAAAAGGAAUUCUCUCAUUCUAAGAAGGAGCUAGGGCACAUUCAGAAUGAGCUUAGCUAUAUUCAGACCGAGCUGAACGGUCUCAAAAUGAAGUAUGAAGCUGCCAUCUUGGAAAAGCUAAAGCUCCAGGAGGAGGCUGAGGUCAUGGAGAGGAGGCUGAUAGCUGCUGACAAACUCAUCUCUGGCCUGAGCUCUGAAAAUAAACGGUGGACAGAAGAUUUGGACGAGUUGAGACAGCAGCGAGUGCGUCUCCUCGGUGACUGUCUGGUCUCUGCUGGUUUCCUGAGCUACGAAGGUGCCUUCAACUGGGACUUGAGGAAUGAAAUGGUGUAUCAAACAUGGGCCCAGGACAUUAUGCAGAGAGGCAUCCCCUUGAGUCAGCCUUUUAAAGUGGAAAGCCUUCUUACUGAUGAGGUAGAAAUUAGCAAGUGGGGCUCUGAGGGACUGCCUCCCGAUGAGCUGUCAGUGCAGAAUGGAAUCCUCACAACCAGAGGAAGUCGCUUUGCUUUGUGUAUUGAUCCCCAGCAGCAGGCCCUCAACUGGAUUAAAAAAAAGGAAGAAACCAAUAAACUCAAGAUCUCAUCUUUCAAUGAUCCAGACUUCUUGAAACAGCUUGAGACGGCCAUUAAAUAUGGCAAUUCGUUUCUUUUCAGAGAUGUGGAUGAGUACAUUGACCCAGUCAUUGACAAUGUCCUGGAAAAAAAUGCAAAAGGAGCAGAGGGCAGACAGGUCAUUUUGCUGGGUGACAAGGAAGUGCAUUAUGAUCCUAACUUUAAGCUUUACCUCAAUACCAAAUUGGCUAAUCCCAAAUAUUCUCCAUCCAUUUUUGGGAAAGCUAUGGUCAUCAACUACAAUGUUACCCUUAAGGGUCUGGAAGACCAGCUCCUGAGCGUCGUUAUGGGCUUUGAGAAAAAAGAACUGGAGGAGCAGCGUGAGCAUUUAAUCCAAGAGACCAGUAGCAAUAAGAAGCUUCUUAAAAACCUUGGAGACUCCUUGCUUAGAGAGCUGGCCACAUCUACUGGCAACAUGUUGGACAACAAAGAGCUUGUUCAAACUCUGGAGGAAACAAAGCUGAAAGCCAGCGAGGUAUUUGAGAAGUUAAAGUUGGCUCAGAAGACAUCCAUGGAUAUUAAUGAACUGAGAGAUGGCUACCGACCUGCAGCUAAGCGCGGUGCUAUCCUCUUCUUUGUUCUGACGGACAUGGCUCUGGUUAACAGCAUGUACCAGUACUCACUAGCAUCCUACCUGGAAGUGUUUGAUUUGUCACUGCGAAAAUCUGUUCCUGACAUUUCCCUUCAACAAAGACUUGACAACAUCAUGAACACUCUCACAUACAAUGUUUAUAACUAUGGCUGCACAGGGCUGUUUGAGAGGCACAAGCUGCUCUUUUCUUUUAACAUGACAAUCAAGAUUGAGCAGGCAGAGGGGAGGGCACCUCAGGAGGAGUUGGACUUCCUUAUUAAAGGUAAUCUAGCUCUGGAAAAAAGCACACAAAAGAAUCCUUGUGACUGGCUUCCUGACCAGGGCUGGGAGGACGUGGUGAAGCUCGCAGAGCUCUUUCAAGAACAGUUUGGCUCUCUGCCAGAUGACAUUGAAAAUAACACCACUGACUGGAAAUCUUGGUAUGACUUGGAUGCACUGGAGCAGGCUCCGUUUCCCAUGAAGUAUGAAGAGGACCUGUCAGCCUUUCAGAAGCUGCUGUUGCUGCGCUGCUUUCGAGUUGACAGAGUUUUCAGAGCUGUGACUGACUAUGUCAGUGUUACCAUGGGCGAGAAGUAUGUACAGCCUCCUGUGAUCAACUUUUCUACCAUUUAUGAGCACAGCACACCUUUCUCUCCCAUCGUUUUCAUUCUGAGCCCUGGUUCUGACCCAGCCAGUGACCUCAUGAAACUAGCAGGCUUUGGAGGAAGCAAGUUCAAGUUCCUUGCCAUGGGCCAGGGGCAGGAGAAGGUGGCCCUAGAACUGCUGGAGAAGGCAGUUUCUCGGGGUCAGUGGUUGAUGCUGCAGAACUGCCACCUGUUAGUGAAGUGGCUGAAGGACCUGGAAAAGGCAAUAGAGGGAAUCACAAAGCCCAAUCCUAACUUUCGCUUGUGGAUCACAACCAAUCCCAUUAAAGAUUUCCCCAUUGGCAUUCUGCAGAAGUCAUUUAAGGUGGUGACGGAGCCUCCCAAUGGACUCAAGCUGAACAUGAAAGCCACAUUCUCCAAAAUUUCAAAUGAGAUGUUGAAUGCAUGCCCACACUCUGCAUUCAAAAGCCUGGUCUAUGUGCUGUCCUUUUUCCAUGCUGUGGUGCAAGAGAGGCGCAAGUACGGAAAGAUUGGUUGGAAUGUCCCUUACGACUUCAGCGAGUCAGACUUCUUUGUGUGUAUGGAGAUCCUGAACACCUACCUGACUAAAGCUUACAACCAAGGAGACAGCAAUAUACCCUGGGGAAGUCUUAAAUAUCUUAUUGGCGAGGUCAUGUAUGGUGGUCGAGUAAUAGAUAGUUUUGACCGAAGAAUCCUAACUGUCUACAUGGACGAAUACCUUGGAGACUUCCUCUUUCAUACAUUUCGGUGCUUUCACUUCUUCAGCAACGAAGAUGUGAAUUACAAAAUCCCUUCGCCUGGCCCAAAGACUGUAUAUGUUGAUGAGAUUGAAAGGAUGCCUCUGGCAAACACGCCUGAUGUGUUGGGUCUUCAUUCCAACGCAGAGAUUGGAUAUUACACUCUAGCUGUUAAAGAGAUGUGGGCUCACUUAAUGGACCUUCAGCCUCAGACAGGUGAAUCUCGUGGAAGUGUUACUAGAGAUGAGCACAUCGGCCAGGUGGCUCAGGACAUCCAGAACAAGCUUCCUGAGUUAUUUGACAUGGAUGUCAUUCGUAAAAAGUUUGCUACAGACAUUUCUCCAACAUCAGUAGUUCUACUUCAAGAACUGGAGCGCUUCAACAAACUAGUGGUUCGCAUGCAGCAGUCUUUGGCUGAGCUGCAGAGGGCCUUGGCUGGUGAGGUAGGUAUGAGCAGUGAGUUGGAUGAAGUGGCUCGGGCCCUUUUUAAUGGUCACAUUCCUGCCAUUUGGAAGAAGCUGGCACCUGAGACUCUGAAGUCUCUUGGGAACUGGAUGAUCCAUUUCAAGAGGCGUUAUGAACAGUACAGCUACUGGGUGAACAAGAAAGAACCAAAAGUUAUGUGGCUGUCAGGUCUUCACAUACCCGAGUCGUACUUGACUGCUCUGGUUCAAGCUGCAUGUAGGGAAAAUGGCUGGCCCCUGGAUCUUUCCACACUGUACACAGAAGUGACCCACUACUGCAGUGACGAUGACGUGACUGACAGACCAAAACAAGGCUGCUUUGUGUCUGGUAUGUACUUGGAGGGAGCAGACUGGGACGUGGAGAAAGGCUGCCUAGUGAGGAGUAAACCCAAAGUCCUGGUUGUUGAGCUCCCCAUUCUCAAAGUCAUCCCCACAGAGGCACAUCACCUCAGACGAAAGAAAACACUGAGGACACCGGUCUACACCACUUCCAUGCGGAGGAAUGCAAUGGGUGUGGGGUUGGUUUUCGAAGCAGACCUGUUUACCACCAUACACAACUCCCACUGGGUCCAGCAGGGAGUGUGUUUGUGCCUCAACACCGACUGA